Messenger RNA from Sander lucioperca (pikeperch), 3901 nucleotides. RefSeq names its product aryl hydrocarbon receptor nuclear translocator (gene arnt). The transcript has 21 exons. Gene Ontology annotation, molecular function: protein dimerization activity; RNA polymerase II cis-regulatory region sequence-specific DNA binding; DNA-binding transcription factor activity, RNA polymerase II-specific. Gene Ontology annotation, cellular component: aryl hydrocarbon receptor complex; nucleus; transcription regulator complex. The record is from RefSeq and is a predicted model, not a curated record. Gene Ontology annotation, biological process: regulation of transcription by RNA polymerase II. Lineage: Eukaryota; Metazoa; Chordata; Actinopteri; Perciformes; Percidae. The coding region runs from base 312 to 2711 and encodes 799 amino acids.
AGACAAGAAAGCAGUAGACAGCUUGCUCUAGACUGAAAACGAAACGCCAUCUUGAAUAUAAAGGGGGGUUUAAAACCGGGACAAAACAGAAAAAGGGGGCAUUGGAUGAGAUAAACUGUUAUUUUUGUCUGUGUCUAAAUCCUCCCGGGUUUCCCUUGAACAGUUCUAGUUAUGUCUUUGGGCGUUUAUAACAAAAUAAAGGCGCAUACGUGAGGAAAUCGGCAAGGCACUUGUUAGCCUCUACCCAGCUAGCAAGGGGGAGGAGAGGGGGCUUGAGGCUUAUUUUUUUCCGCAGCCGAAGUUGUUUGUUUAUGUUAUUCCAAACGGACAUGUCCUCUUCAAACCCAGAGUUACCAGACCCAAAUCUGGGUAUGGGGGCAAGUGGGACCCAAGGAAGUGGCAGUGCUGUUGUACCAAAAGGGACCAACAAAAGACCUGCGCCAGACUUUGACGACGAUGAUGAUGAUGAAGGAAACAAGUUGUUCAGGUGUGACGAUGAAACAGGAGGCGGUAAUGACAAAGAGCGCUUUGCCAGGUUUUUGGAAGAAGAUCAGAGUUGUGCAGAUAAGGAAAAACAAGCCAGGGAGAACCACAGUGAGAUUGAGAGGCGGAGGAGGAACAAGAUGACUGCCUACAUCACAGAAUUGUCAGACAUGGUGCCCACCUGCAGUGCACUAGCACGGAAACCAGACAAACUAACCAUCCUGCGAAUGGCCGUGUCCCAUAUGAAGUCUCUGAGAGGAAGUGGCAAUACCAACUCAGAUGGGUCGUACAAACCUUCCUUUCUCACUGACCAGGAACUGAAGCACCUCAUCCUGGAAGCAGCUGACGGCUUCCUGUUCGUGGUGUCAUGUGAGACUGGCCGCAUUGUUUACGUCUCUGACUCCCUGACACCCGUCCUCAACCAGGCGCAGUCUGAAUGGCUCGGCUCCUCCCUUUAUGAUCAGCUUCACCCAGAUGACACAGAAAAGCUCAGAGAGCAGCUCUCUACUGCCGAGAAUAACAACACGGGGAGGAUGUUGGACUUGAAGACGGGAACAGUGAAAAAGGAAGGCCAGCAGUCGUCAGCCAGAAUGAGUAUGGGAGCCCGUCGAUCAUUCAUUUGCAGAAUGAGGUGUGGCUCUUGUCCCGUGGAACCGUUGUCCAUGAACAGACUGAACUUCCUUAAGAAUAGAAACAGGAAUGGUUUGGGUACAGCCAAGGAAGGGGAGCCCCAGUAUGUUGUGGUCCACUGUACAGGAUACAUAAAGUCCUGGCCCCCUUCAGGAGUAUCUUUAACAGACGAUGAAUCAGAAAACACUCGGGGGAAUCGCUACUGUCUGGUUGCAAUUGGGAGAUUACAGGUGACUUGUUGCCCAGGUGACACAGACAUCAACAGUAUCAGUGUUCCAGUGGAGUUCAUCUCACGCCAUAACUGCCAGGGCAUGUUCACCUUCGUAGACCACCGCUGCAUGGCCGCUGUCGACUACCAGCCCCAGGAAUUAUUGGGGAAAAAUAUUCUCGAGCUCGCCCACCCUGAAGACCAGGGCUUACUGAGAGACAGCUUCCAACAGGUGGUGAAGCUGAAGGGGCAGGUUCUGUCAGUGAUGUUUCGGUUUCGCUCCAAAUCGAGAGAAUGGAUCUGGAUGAGAACCAGCUCCUUCACCUUCCAGAACCCGUUUUCAGAGGACAUUGAGUAUAUCAUCUGUACCAAUGUCAAUGUCAAUAGAAACUCGACUCAGGACCCCCUCACUCCCAUCUCCUCCCCAGGGGGUUCGCUGCCCCCCUCCCUGGGUCAGAGCAGCCCAAACUGCCCUCCUGUAAUGCUCAGCCCUGGACAGGUUGCUGCCAGGCAGUUACAGCAGCAGCAGCAGGCCGAGCUAGAGGGAAGUGGAGCCAGAGAUGGUCUGUAUGAGGCAGGACCAAUCACCCUCUCACAGUUUGGUGGUCCCCAGAUGUCGGUGCAGCCAGUGAUGGCGGCAGUGCCAGACCACAGCAAGAGCCUUGAGAAGCCAGAGCUCUAUCCUUCUCUUUUCCAAGGCCCAGAUCAGACCAAGGGCCUGCCCUCCACCUCCAUUGCCACCACACAGAUCUACCCUCCAGCCAAUAACUUCGCUGCUGGUCGUUCCAAUGAUGCAUACAGGCCAGUCAACAUGACUCCACAGAUGGUACAGCCAGCCCACUCAGCAGGGCAGAUGCUUGCUCAGAUGUCUCGUCAGAAUGGCGCCCCCCAGUCAGUUCCCCCCUCUAGCACUGGCAGCCCCCUCCAUGGAGGACCAGCAGGAGGAUGGCCUGGAGCUGUAGCUGGUGUUAGACCACAGUUUAAUAACCAGCAGGUGGCUCCCCAGGCAGCAAAGACUAUGUCUCCACAGUUUGCUCCCAUGGGAGGAUUUGGUGGUGGUUCUUCCAACUCUUUUGGCCAGAUGCCUACAGGUGCUGCUCCCACCCCAACCAACAAUGCAAACUACCCGCCCAUUAAUGCACGUGUCAGCCUCAGCACCAAUGGUUAUGAUGGCUCUCAGUCUGGGGCACAGUUCCCCUCUCGAGCAGCGGAGGCAGUGUGGCCCCAGUGGCAAGGCCAGCAGCACUCGCAGAGUAAUGCAGAGCAGCAUCCUCAUGCUCAGGGCAACCAGCAAGACAUGUUUCCUGAUGUGUUGUCUAUGCUGGAUCAGCCUGCCAACUUUAACGGCGAUGACUUUGAGAUUCCCAUCUACCCUUCAUUCGGCCAGUGACCUGGUCAAUACUUGUCAGCUGGUCUACCCCUUUGUCUUCUUGAGUGUUUUUGCCCUCACUCUUUCUUAUUUUAUAUAGCUCUUCUGCUCUUCUUUUCUUCCUGCUCCUGAGAGUAGCACUCUUCCCUUGCUUUGCAUGGCUUAAAUUGCACUGCCACAAGCCAGUUAAAGAUGGAGGGAUAUAUCUGACUGUAGAUAUAAAGGGGAGGAAAAUCAAGGAUUUGCUACUGACUAAAAGAUAAUUAUUUUAACAAUAUUCAAGCCAUUGUAAGCGAAUUCUCUAACUAGCACUGCCCAAAGCUAAACACAGGAAGUAAACAUAUACACACCACGGCCUUUUAUUCUAAUGUGGUUCUAGUUUUUCUCAGGCAUUGAUGGAAAGUGUAUUUAGCUGUUAACCCUUUUAGCAUGUAGACUAAUCACUCCAAUCGUUGAUUUAAACUCUCAGGAAAUUGCAGGGAUAUACAGCUUUGGUGAUUUCAUUUCCAAUUCUCAGCUGUUGCACGCAAACCACCACUGUCUGUGCUAACCUCACUCACAGUUUUAAAUCCACAGCAUGUCUCUGCAUGUCAGCACCGCUUUCAUGAAGCGCUUCUACAAUGUGUAGAUUUAUACUUACUGAGUACAGUUUUCUAUGUACAUUGAUGGCUUCACUUAUACAUUUAAUUAUUUUGUGUAUCCUCUUAAGGAACAUGUGAGGUUUUUUCUUCAUUGAAUGAUGUCCUUUAACAACAACAGACGCACAAUGUUACAAUGGCUACAUACUGUUGGUCUGUGUACCUAUUGUAAAUGUAUACAAUCUAUUUUUCUUUGCCUACAUUAACAUAUAUACAGUAUGCAUGUGUGUAUGUAUGUAAAAUGGAUGCGUACAGUAUCAUUAUCAGCUGUAACACAGUCGUAGGGUUUCUGACUCGCUUGAUAUUCUUCUUUCUGUCGCCCUGCAUUACCCUGUACCAAGUAUGGGCUUUUUGUACUCCUUUUUGUAAAAGAUAUCACACAGCAAUAAUUAACAAGCAGGAAUUGUGUACUUUUUAAAGCCAUUCUUUAUUUGUUGUCAUAAAUGUUUUCCUUGAUUACUGUUAUUUUAAAAUGGAGAGGUGUGAUAGUAAUGUUUGAUUUAAAGGAGAAUUCCGGCCGAUUUUUACCUGAAUUUUGAUCGCUAGAUGUCUCCGAGUACUGUCGAUAGAGGG